CUGGGAAUGCUAAAACGGGACUGAUGGACGUGUCCGAACUCUGCAUCCCGGACCCCCUCGGCUACCACAACCAGUUGCUGAACCGAAUGUCGUCCGAAGACAGGCACCUGGGCUCUAGCUGCGGCUCCUUCAUCAAGACGGAGCCAUCUAGCCCAUCCUCGGGCAUUGAUGCCCUCAGCCACCACAGCCCCAGCGGCUCGUCCGACGCCAGCGGUGGCUUUGGCAUGGCCCUGGGCACCCACGCCAACGGUCUGGACUCUCCGCCUAUGUUCGCAGGUGCGGGGCUGGGAGGCAACCCGUGCCGCAAGAGCUACGAGGACUGUACUAGCGGUAUCAUGGAGGACUCGGCCAUCAAGUGCGAGUACAUGCUUAACGCCAUCCCCAAGCGCCUGUGCCUCGUGUGCGGGGACAUUGCUUCUGGCUACCACUAUGGAGUGGCCUCCUGCGAGGCUUGCAAGGCGUUCUUCAAGAGAACCAUUCAAGGAAACAUCGAAUACAGCUGCCCUGCCACCAACGAGUGUGAGAUCACCAAACGGAGGCGCAAGUCCUGUCAGGCCUGCCGGUUUAUGAAAUGCCUCAAAGUGGGGAUGCUGAAGGAAGGCGUGCGCCUUGACCGGGUGCGAGGAGGCCGCCAGAAGUACAAGAGACGGCUGGAUUCGGAGAACAGCCCCUACCUGAGCUUACAGAUUUCCCCGCCUGCUAAAAAGCCAUUGACUAAGAUUGUCUCGUAUCUACUGGUGGCCGAGCCGGACAAGCUGUACGCUAUGCCUCCCGACGAUGUGCCUGAAGGGGAUAUCAAGGCCCUGACCACUCUCUGUGACUUGGCAGAUCGGGAGCUUGUGUUCCUCAUUAGCUGGGCCAAGCACAUCCCAGGUUUCUCCAAUCUGACACUCGGGGACCAGAUGAGCCUGCUGCAGAGUGCCUGGAUGGAGAUCCUCAUCCUGGGCAUCGUGUACCGCUCGCUUCCCUACGAUGACAAGCUGGCAUACGCGGAGGACUAUAUCAUGGAUGAGGAACACUCUCGCCUGGUGGGGCUGCUGGAGCUUUACCGAGCCAUCCUGCAGCUCGUACGCAGGUACAAGAAGCUCAAGGUGGAGAAGGAAGAGUUUGUGAUGCUCAAAGCCCUGGCCCUCGCCAACUCAGAUUCAAUGUACAUCGAGAACCUGGAGGCUGUGCAGAAGCUUCAGGACCUGCUGCACGAGGCGCUGCAGGACUAUGAGCUGAGCCAGCGCCACGAGGAGCCACGGAGGGCGGGCAAGCUGCUGUUGACACUGCCCCUGCUGCGGCAGACGGCAGCCAAAGCCGUCCAGCACUUCUACAGUGUGAAACUGCAGGGCAAGGUGCCCAUGCACAAACUCUUCCUGGAGAUGCUGGAGGCCAAGGUGUGAUGGCCCCGCACGCAGACAGAUGGACACGAUCCACGUGGAGACCUCCACGGCCACCGGCCUCGACUUUCUCACACCUGCAACGGGGCUCUGAGCUGUCCCAGAAGAAGGGGUUUCUUGCUUCCUGGCCA
Molecule: messenger RNA, 1516 nt
Organism: Rattus rattus (black rat)
Lineage: Eukaryota; Metazoa; Chordata; Mammalia; Rodentia; Muridae
Gene: Esrrb
Product: estrogen related receptor beta
Exons: 7
Coding region: 24-1388 (454 amino acids)
Biological process (GO): regulation of DNA-templated transcription
Cellular component (GO): nucleus
Molecular function (GO): DNA-binding transcription factor activity; nuclear steroid receptor activity; sequence-specific DNA binding
Source: RefSeq, a predicted model, not a curated record